Molecule: messenger RNA, 1213 nt
Organism: Amphibalanus amphitrite
Lineage: Eukaryota; Metazoa; Arthropoda; Thecostraca; Balanomorpha; Balanidae
Product: proline-rich protein 12-like
Exons: 3
Coding region: 299-682 (127 amino acids)
Molecular function (GO): DNA binding
Source: RefSeq, a predicted model, not a curated record
GGCAGCACUGGUUUGUUGUUGCCGCGCUCGUGUAUCUCUGGCAGUGAGAAGCUGGGGACUUAAUUUAAUCAUUUUGAAGAUAUCUUGUUUACCGUGAGCUAUUUACGGGAACAUUUUCUAUCAGGAACAAUUGCUUCUGUUGACUGAUUACGGACAGUCAAAUCUUUCUACUUCAACUUGCCUCAACCGCGUCUCUGGCUAAACAGGCGACUUUAUUCCAUUCGGGAAGCUCCCAUAGGAGUACACUCCUAACCGGUUGCAUUGCCACAGCACCUGUUGGCUGCAAAUACUCAGUGUAAUGGACUCACUCAGUCACCCACCCAAGAGGGGGUCCUCUCCGCCGCCUGACCCGGACGCUCCGGCGCUGUCCGACUCGCCUCCGGCUCCGGAGAAGCGGCCGAGGCUGACGGAGGCGGAGCAGCCGGUUGCGGAGGAGCCACGCCACGAGCGGCCGGCGCGCCCUGCUGAGGAGCUGCAGGAGGAGCUGGUGGACGUGCUGGUGGAGAUGGGGAACGAAGAGCCGGAGGAAGAGCAGGAGAUGGACGAAAACUUCGAGUUCAGCAUGAUGGUGUUGAACGCCCUGCGGCGGAUGCCGCGGGAGCGGGCCGAGCGGGUCAAACUGGAGAUUCUGCGCCUGCUGGCGAGCGUGCGCCGCGACCAGGAGCGGUGCGAGGGCGCCUGAGUCGCCGAGGAUGCGCCGCCGCCACCACCGAGUCCGUCCAGUGGCCCGCGGGUCUCAGCGGAACACAGCUGCCGUGUCAGACAAGGUUACACUGGCUGCGGUCAGCUGUUCGCUGCUUUCCUGACUCGGAAUGACCGCGUUACUUCCAGGUCAGUUCCUUAUGUUCUUCUGUACUUUGAAUCCGAAUGAGUUACAUGUUAACGACCAUCGUGUUUCAUUAGCUGGAAUUGCUAGUAUUCCAAACAACGUUCGACUGCUUAUGUGAUGAACAUAAGCAUACUUUGUACAAAAUGGAUUGUCAUCUGGAUCUUCAUCAAACCGCUUUGUUCGUUCGAGGCGGUUUCUGACCACGAAACAGCGCUGAUAUGCAUCAACCUUCCCUGUUUGAUGCUCUUAUGUACAUUUGUGCUAUGUGUGUCAUAUCUCAGGGCUGUGACAUUGCUGUAGUGCCAGCGGUAGUUAGAAGCUAGAGGUAUUCAGCCGGGUUUUCGCUUUGCAAACAAGUGGAAUACAUUACUUUGAGUUCCAAUA